GCCGGCCCGCUCCUUCCUCCGUGCGGCCGAGCCAUGGGCUGCGUGGUCGCCGCCUCCUCCUCGGCUCGGGUACUGCUUGGGCUCCUCAGUCUCCUCCUCUGGGGAGCUGCGAUUGCUAUGGCCCUUGGGGGUGCCUUCGUGAUCAUAACCUACAAGCACUACAAGCAUUUCUUUCAAGACGACUACCUGGCUCUUCCUGGCUGGUUGGCCAUGGCUGUGGCCUUCCUGCUGCUUCCCGCUGGCGGCCUGGGCCUCUCUACUCCCAACAGAAGCGCUCGCUGGAGGCAAGGAACCUUCAUGUAUGCCACUGUGGUUCUGAUCUGCUUGGAAGCCUCGUCGGCCAUCUUGGCCCAGACCUAUUCCCAUAAGAGAGGCUUGGAGUUAAGGGCCAUGGAUCAGCUUUUCCAUUGGUACAUCAGGAAUUCUUCUGACCCCCGCAGUAGGCCUGUGGAUGAACUCCAAGAACAGCUGGAGUGCUGUGGGCUCCACAAUUACACAGAUUGGGUCAUCGGUCUCAGCCCGAGCCAGGCUAGCCACCUCUGGCUCCCUGAAAGCUGUUGCAAGAAGAGCUCUGCCAAUUGCACAGGAGACCCGGCUCGGCCAGACCUGCUGUACCAAGAGGGCUGUCGGACCAAGCUGGAGCAGCGACUGGAAUUUACCCUCAGCUUUGUGUUCUGGUGCUGUGUGGUAGUGGGUUGCCUGCAGCUCCUUGCUGCCAUUGCCAAUGGAAUUCUCAUGAAGCAGCAGCCGCUUCCAGACUACCGUAUCCUGGAGUCGGCCAAGUUUUCCUAGCUCUCUGUCCUAGCACCUGGAGAAACGGGGAUGGACCCCCACACACACACAACAUACACACACGCACUGUUGCUAGCACGUGACUGGGGACGAGCAAUGGAAGGGACCUCUUUGGUGGGGCUUGCAUCUAAUCCAGAACCGUGGCUCUUGCGUGGUGGUGCCAGAGGAUGGGUUGUCAAUUCUGGUCCCUGCAAAGGAUGUCUGUCAACAGAACCGGCCCCCAGGCAGCAUCAAUGGGCCUUGGGCCUAGUAGGGCUAAGAAUGGGGCUGGGGUCGGAGUGAAGGGAGGGAGACUUUGACACGUGGCAGGCAGGUUGUUAAGGAAGUUUGUGCUUUCACGGAAGUAAUCUUUGGGGUGGCAGAAAAAACUCUCCCACACCCUGACUGCCGCGGAGUGCCCACAACAUGAAACUCGUGAAGUGUGUUUUUUAAAGAGGAAACUUUCCCGCCUCCUGCCCUUCCGCAGUCUCCCGAUGAGAAAUGCUUAACACGUACUCUCAUUGCACUGAAACUCAAUAAUAAUGUUUAUAUUUAGCAUGUCUAAUCCUCCUCGGUUUGAAGUAGGGUAGUGGCAGCAGCCCCAUCCGGGCUGCAUAUUAGAACACAGGCUUCCUCUGCUGGACUUGGGUCUCCCUAAAUGGCCACUGCUGCUUCUCGUGGCCUCACUCUUCCAGUUCCUACCUUCUUUUCACCUCCUGCUGGGCCAGGGUUUGGUGGUUGAGGCUGAAGGGUGACUGGAACUUCCCUUUCCAGGUCCCAGUGUCCCACACUUAGAAAUGGUUGGCCUGACAUCUGGGAGCAGACACUGCCUGGUAGAAAUAAAAGCAAAUCGUGUUUCGUU
This is a messenger RNA of Tachyglossus aculeatus (Australian echidna), 1633 nucleotides long. RefSeq names its product tetraspanin-3-like. The transcript has 7 exons. Bases 34 to 792 code for a protein of 252 amino acids. The record is from RefSeq and is a predicted model, not a curated record. NCBI's taxonomy places the organism in Eukaryota, Metazoa, Chordata, Mammalia, Monotremata, Tachyglossidae. Gene Ontology annotation, cellular component: membrane.